AUGCCUUCUCUCCGAACAACCGUUUUGGCCGUUGCUGCCUCAGCCAUUGCCGUUGUCAAUGCCGACUAUGUCAUUGACCCCGAGAGUGUUCCCCUGUCUCAACGCCGUGUUUGGUGCCAGAACGAAAUAGAAACCUGCCCAAUGAUUUGCGGGCAGACUAGCAAGGGAGACACCAAGGUUAAUGAGUGUGAUCCUAAAACCCUUACAUACGGCUGCAUCUGCGGCGACGGCAAGCAACCUAACGUGUCUGAAUAUUCCCUGACCCUGCCAUUCUAUGUCUGCCAGGAAUGGGGUAACCAGUGUGUCGAGGACUGCAAUGGAAGUGCCUCUUGUGCUUCUGACUGCCGCCAGAACCACCCAUGCGGUGCCAGCAACCCCAAGAAGUACAACACCACUUCCACAGCUACCGACACAGCUGCCGUCAAAGCGACAGCCAGCGCUACUGACGAUCCCAAUGUUGUCUACACUGGCACCCCAGGAGGCGACGAUGAUGAUGACUCCGACUCAGACAGCUCAACAACAACAAAGACCAACGGCGCCGCCGUCAUUGAGGCUGGGCGCACAUGGGGCCUGACUAUUGUCCUGAGCACCAUCUUCGCUGGGUUCGCCAUGCUCUGA
Molecule: messenger RNA, 618 nt
Organism: Fusarium subglutinans
Lineage: Eukaryota; Fungi; Ascomycota; Sordariomycetes; Hypocreales; Nectriaceae
Product: cdp-alcohol phosphatidyltransferase
Exons: 3
Coding region: 1-618 (205 amino acids)
Source: RefSeq, a predicted model, not a curated record